AUGUAUGCCGGGAGUGCAUACCAACGAAGUGAUGAUAGCAAUUGCUACCGCAAGGCCCUCAAGGCUGUUGCGUUUCCCUCACGCAAGAGGUCUUUCAACACUUUUCUGGAAGGAAUGUGGGUAAAAAUCAGUCUCCUUUUGCUUGUUGUCUCUUUCGGCUACGGCGCUAUAAUGAGAAUGAAGGCAGAGGUUGGCAAGCCGGUAGAGCUUUCAGUGGGCAAAGUUGUGAAAUGGAAACGCAACAGAAAUGGCGUAGAGGAGUUUAUAAAAUACUGUGACCCGAAAACAAAAGAACCAAUCUGUUCUCAGUUUGUUACCAAGGACAACAAACCAAGCAACCCUGUCACUAAGGCUCAUGUGAAGAAAGAUGGAACACUAGUUAUUGAGUCAGUGAAAGCAAGUGAUAGAGGUCUAUACAGCUCACCAGAUCAGAAGCCCACUCGUGGAGUAGCUCCCCCGCAUAUUCAACUGGAAGUGUAGCUAGAGCACAAUUUUUUGAAUAUCGGACAUUGUCACCUUCGAUCACGUUACCCUAUGUGUUUGUGCGAGUAGACUGUAAACAUGCAAAUAAAAAUUCCUCGCUUCA
Messenger RNA from Cylicocyclus nassatus, 586 nucleotides. The record is from the annotation of a GenBank genome assembly. Lineage: Eukaryota; Metazoa; Nematoda; Chromadorea; Rhabditida; Strongylidae.